Musa acuminata subsp. malaccensis (wild Malaysian banana) is the source of this 1686-nucleotide messenger RNA. Its product is annotated as probable inactive poly [ADP-ribose] polymerase SRO3. Gene Ontology annotation, molecular function: NAD+ poly-ADP-ribosyltransferase activity. Lineage: Eukaryota; Viridiplantae; Streptophyta; Magnoliopsida; Zingiberales; Musaceae. The record is from RefSeq and is a predicted model, not a curated record.
UUCUGUCAUAAGACGAGUCUUCUUGCGAACCACGACGAACCGGUAUAAAUACGAUGCAGCAGCGCCGCCAACAUCUUGCCCCCCUCCCUUCCGAUCCCGUUUGCUCGAGCGAUUCCUUCCGCGUUCCGUCCAUGGCCAAAUCAAACGCCCAUCUGUUGAUCCCAAGAACCGCAGAUGGAACCUCACCGGCCAUCGCCGGCUUCGGAACCACCAAGAACUUCGCGGAGCCCCCGCCGCCGGUGCCACCGUCGACCACCUCGGUCCAAGAAUCCAAGAACCUCAAGAAGAGUGGCGGCCCGGCGAGGUUCCUCCUCUUCCGGGGCGGCUCGUGGAUCGACUUCCCUCCCGAGGUGUUGGAUGUCUUGAGGGACGGCCUUGACGCCGGCAGGAUGGCUCUCGAAGUCCCCGUCGGCGGAACCUCCUAUCUCUUCGACUUCCUUCGGAUGACUCGGGUCGAUCUAAAGGACGGCGUCUCGAGUUCCAUCGGGUGGAUCGACGCGGACGGGCGAUGCUUCUUUCCCCGAGUGCUUCUCGAUGGUCAGAGGAACAGUUCUUCCUUGGACAAGGGGAGAGAAGGUUCGUCGGAAUUGCACCAAGAGCAUUCUGAUGAGACUCCUGAGACGUCGACAACCACGAGUUUAGAUCAACCGAGGGAGUGGCCGGGAGCGGAAACGUUGAGUGACGGGGAUCGACACUACAAGGUGGUGGAGAAGCUGUUUCUUGAUGGAAUGAGGAGGUUUGACCCCAACGUGACCAUCACCUCCGUCCGUAAGUGUUUGCACUCGAGUUUCCGCGGCAACUCCCGAUUGGAGGCCUUCCAGACGCUGAUUCAGACGACGAAGGCAGCUCGGGGCCACGAAAAUGUCAGGUUCGGUUGGUACGGGACGACGGCGAGUGAUUUGGCCGUGGUAAUCGGUCACGGCUUCGGACGGACCAACAACAGCCUCUUGGGUUCCCAUGCCCACGGCGUCGGCGUCCACCUCUCACCGCCGCAUUCUCCGCACUCGAGCUCUACGUUGUCGGAGGUUGACAGCAACGGCGACCGGCACAUCCUACUGUGCCGUGCCAUCAUGGGGAAGUCGGAGAAGGUCGAGGCAGGGUCACUCCAGUACCACCCCAGCAGCGACGAGUUCGACAGCGGCGUAGACGAUCUUACCACCCCAAAGUGGUACAUCGUGUGGAGCACUCACAUGAACGCCCACAUACUUCCCGAGUAUAUCGUUAGCUUCAGGUCCUCCUGCCACCAAUCUCAAGGUCACGGGAGAAGGAUGAGCUCAAGGAGAAGGCCUUCGAUCUCCAGCACGUCAUUCUCUAAGCUGUUUGCAGAGAUAGCGAAGCUUCUCCCCUCCUCCAUGUCGGCAAUUUUGGGGAUCAAAUAUAACCAGUUCAGGGAAGGCAAGAUUAGCAAGGAAAGCUUCAUCAGAUAUCUGAGAUCCACUGUGGGAGACAAGCUACUGAUUUCCACAAUCAGGAAAAUGUAUUCUUGAAGCAGCUCACAAUACUGGGAGUAACAUUUGCAGCAAUAUUAGUUGCAGAUUAAAGUAGAAGAAGCUUGGAACGAUAGCGAAGCAUUGUUUCCUUCCUGGUUAUAAACUGUUUCAAGCAUCAUUAUGAUGCCGAUGUGUGGUUCCUUCUUGUUAAUGAAAGCAGUGUGAUGCAGUGAAAUGAGACGAUGUUCUGUUUAAA